Scatophagus argus is the source of this 1263-nucleotide messenger RNA. It is a transcript of the gene ufd1l, whose product is annotated as ubiquitin recognition factor in ER associated degradation 1. Gene Ontology annotation, cellular component: VCP-NPL4-UFD1 AAA ATPase complex. Lineage: Eukaryota; Metazoa; Chordata; Actinopteri; Scatophagidae. The record is from RefSeq and is a predicted model, not a curated record. Gene Ontology annotation, molecular function: polyubiquitin modification-dependent protein binding. The transcript has 12 exons. The coding region runs from base 158 to 1087 and encodes 309 amino acids.
CCUACUGUCAGCUCUGCUCAGGUCGUACACUUCCGGAAGAAGCGGAAGACAACAGUGGAUCUCGCAGCUCAUAUGCAAAUUUUCGAAUAAGAAAACAGAAACAGACAUUUUGGUUUGAUUUUGAGUCGUUUGACUACCAAAGACCCAAACAGUCGACAUGUUUUCCUUCCACGUAUUCGACCACCCGAUGUCCCGGGGAUUUCAGAACCGUUUUUCCACUCAGUACCGCUGCUACUCGGUGUCCAUGCUGGCAGGUCCAAACGACCGCUCCGAUGUCGAGAAAGGAGGCAAAAUAAUAAUGCCACCUUCAGCUCUUGACCAGCUCAGCAGGCUUAAUAUCACUUAUCCAAUGCUGUUCAAGCUGACCAACAAGAACUCAGACAGAAUGACACACUGUGGUGUUCUGGAGUUUGUGGCAGAUGAGGGAAUCUGCUACCUGCCACACUGGAUGAUGCAGAAUCUCCUUCUGGAAGAAGGUGGCCUCGUCCAAGUGGAAAGUGUUAACCUUAUGGUGGCCACUUACUCAAAGUUCCAGCCACAGAGUCCAGACUUCCUGGACAUUACAAACCCCAAAGCAGUACUGGAGAAUGCAUUGAGAAACUUUGCCUGCUUGACAACUGGUGAUGUCAUAGCUAUUAACUACAAUGAAAAAAUAUAUGAGCUGCGAGUAAUGGAGACCAAGCCAGAUAAAGCGGUAUCCAUCAUUGAGUGCGAUAUGAAUGUGGAUUUUGAUGCUCCUUUGGGUUAUAAAGAGCCCGAACGACCCCAGCACCAGGAAGAACCAACAGAGGAAGAAGGAGAUCCCAGCAGCUAUGCUGACAUGGACAUGGGAUUCAGAGCUUUCACUGGCUCUGGCAAUCGUUUGGAUGGUAAAACGAAAGGGAUUGAGCCCAGCCCUGCCCCUCUCGGCCCAAGUGACAUCAAAAGAGGCAUCCCCAACUAUGACUUCAAAAUUGGCAGGAUCACCUUCAUAAGGAACUCGAAGCCUCAGCCCAGGAAAUUGGUGGAUGAUGAUGAUGCCUUGAACAGAUUCAUAGCCUUCUCUGGACAAGGACAGUCACUACGCAAGAAGGGCAGAAAACCUUGAGGGAUUUCAUUUGGAGAGUCUGGCACCGGCCCACAAUACCUAUUGUCACCUUCAACAGCAAAGUAAAAAACUGUCUUCCAGAUGCACUGGAAUUUUGCCUCUCUUUUGGAGUGAGAGUAUUGCUGUUGAAUUGGGAUUAUAUGUAAUUAAAACUCUGACAGUAGUAUUUUGCUCAA